Messenger RNA from Colletotrichum godetiae, 2058 nucleotides. RefSeq lists its product as uncharacterized. The transcript has 2 exons. The record is from RefSeq and is a predicted model, not a curated record. NCBI's taxonomy places the organism in Eukaryota, Fungi, Ascomycota, Sordariomycetes, Glomerellales, Glomerellaceae. The coding region runs from base 1 to 2058 and encodes 685 amino acids.
AUGCUUCACUCACUGCGAUGGUCGGCAUGGGGUCCAGAAUACUGGGCCUUGGUUGGCGGCAUCGUCUCUUUCGCCGCAAUGGUGGUGCUCCUCGCCCGCUUUGACGGCAAACCAAUUUUCACAUGGAAUGGAGUGACUCUCAACACCGUAGUCUCGAUCUUGUCGGUAACUAUGAAGGCUGCUGUCGCAUUCGUUCUCUCGGAGUGCCUAGCCCAGUGGAAAUGGAUUCUCUUCACCCGCGAAGACCGACCCCUCAUCGAUUUUGAUCGCAUCGACGCUGCCACUCGCGGGCCCCUCGGCAGCUUGCGGAUUCUAUCCCGAACGAGAGGCGCCUACGCCGUCCAACUUGGUGCGAUCCUGACGCUCCUUGCCGUCGGUCUUGAUCCCCUCGCCCAGCAGAUUAUCCAAGUUCGAGAAGAUGUCGUCUAUACGAGAAGCACUCAGACAGACAAGGGUCCGCUGGCACUUAAUUCCGGCACGAGUACAUAUUCUAUAGGCACAGCGCAAGUCACAUCAUCGUCGAGGCAAAAUUCGACCAUCAAGGAGAGGUGGGUUUCUACGGAUACACCGCUAUCCAUGCAAGGGGCGAUAUUGAACGGCCUCUCCAAAUCACCUUGGGAAAUUCAGCAGGAGGCUUUGAUCCAGUGCCCCACGAGCAACUGCACAUGGGACCAGUUUACUAGUCUAGGGAUAUGCCAUAGGUGCAACGACCUCACAUCGGACCUGAAGCAAGUCGGUGGUUUCGGACAAGCCAUAAUCGCUUUGGCGAACACCACAUUGGCUGGUUAUACAGUCCCAGGUACAGCAUUUGUCCUUCCUAAUGGUCACUUCAUUGCCAAUAUCGAUGGCUGCCCUCCCUAUAACGGGCGUUACGCGGACUGCGAAAACGAACAGCCAUUAGGCGUCUACUCGGAUGACAAGUACACCACCACGUCCUACGGAACUGGAAUUCCAAACAAGACCAACUCCAUGAAGGAUAUCGAUACGCUCUUGUGGUCGAUGAGCAUUAUCCACCCAGACAUGGAGGCACUCAACAAGUCGUCCGCGUUCACUCCCGGCGAGUCGAAGAGGGGCUCCACGGCCGGACUGAAGCUUUGGCCGGACAUACCGAUGCAAGCCACAGAGUGCGCACUUUACUACUGCGUUAAGAGGAUCGAUUCAUCAGUCGAAGGCAACCAAAUCAAGGAAAACGUCUCGGAAGCACUCGACUCCAGACGAGAUCCAGACUCGUGGAUACGCUCUCCAGAAUACGAGGAUGGCCAACCAGAAAACGUCAUUUCGAAAGAAGCAAACGGCACGCUCGAGUUCGACAGAUAUUGGUCUGCUGUUCCUUACACAGAGCUGAGACUUGAAUUCCCCAACAACAAAAGCGAGAGCUACUACAGAAUCUCCGAAGACUCUGUCAAGUCGAUGAGCGCGCACAUGCAAGAGCUGUUUCGCACCAAUGUGUCAGGCACUCUGGACCAGAGAGAGGAGAUUGAGAGGCUAUUGGGAUCCGAAGCGGUCGGCUUCAAUGGUGCAUCAUUCGGUCCUUAUGAGAAGUUAUCAAUGAAGGCUACGCCGCCUGCAUUAGACGGGCUCUGGACCUGGACAAGGCACAACAUCACUAGCACAUUCUAUACCCUUGCGACAAGUAUGACCAAUGAGAUGCGGAGGAAUUACGCACCAGGUCAAAGUCAGAACAGCGGAAUAGAUACGGACCGCUUUCAAGAUGGUUCGUUGGGUAAGUAUGGCAAGGUGGGCAAGUCCACGGUGCUGUACCACAUCGAGUGGCCGUGGAUUGCCCUCCACGGCGUGAUGCUGGUCUCCGCGACUGCAUUCUUAUUUGCGACGCUCGGCAACUCUAGCAGUCGAGGCAACGUGCCAUUAUGGAAGAGCAGUUCCUUGGCUGCCAUCAGGCAUGGUCGUGAUGUUGGCGGUGUUCUCAGUCGCAGCACCACCAUGGGCGAGAUGGAAGACACUGCAAGGAAGGUCCGUGUGAAUUUGCGUCGAGAAGAGAGCGAAGAGACUAAGUCUUGCAUUGAUCGUACAACUGGCUCAAGCCCGUCUGAACAAUGA